This is a messenger RNA of Panicum virgatum (switchgrass), 1736 nucleotides long. RefSeq names its product cell number regulator 13-like. Gene Ontology annotation, biological process: cell surface receptor signaling pathway. The record is from RefSeq and is a predicted model, not a curated record. Bases 19 to 702 code for a protein of 227 amino acids. The transcript has 4 exons. Lineage: Eukaryota; Viridiplantae; Streptophyta; Magnoliopsida; Poales; Poaceae.
CAAAUCACAGCCUUUUAUAUGCUCCCUCUCAACCGCACCAUCUUCUUCCUCCCCUCCACCAUCUUUGAUUCUUUGCUCAUCCGUUCCUACCACCACCAAAGCAAAGCCAAAGGCAAGAAGAUGGCUCUGGUCGGGGAGGUCGCCACGGUGGCGCAGCUGGUGGGGCUCGACGCCUCCAGCCUCAUCACGAUGAUCGCCGAGGCGGCGCGCACGGUGCGCCGGAACCGCGCCACCUGCCGGCAGCUGGCGCGGCGGGUGGAGAUGAUAGGCGCGCUGCUCCGGCGGCUGCAGGACGCGCAGCCGAUGCGGCAGCCGGAGACGCGGGCGCCCGUGGAGGAGCUGGAGGAGACGCUCCGGCGGGCGUACCUGCUCGUGCGCUCCUGCCAGCGCCGCGGGUACGCGUACCGGUGCUUCAUGGGGGCGCGCCACGCCGACGAGCUCCGCGAGGUGCAGGGUGAGAUCGCCUUCUACCUCCAGCUCUUCCCCCUUGUCAGCUACGUCGACGCCACGCUCAACUGGGUCAGGCUUCUCAACAAGGCCGAUGAAACCUCGUCUUGCCAAGAGGCACCUGUGGUAAGACCAUAUCUCGUGCUGUUCCUGUUACUCUCGUGCGAUGGAUGCUGCUUAGCAUUUGUUCAGGGAGUAUGGCUUGGUAAUUGGUACAGUACACACACAGUUUACACCUCCUCUGCUAAUGUUUAAUUUCUGUGUACCUAUCUGUGAAGUUUUCAUGUGUGAUGUGUCACUGCAGGAGUCGAAACAUAAUACUGACUUGUUCCUAUCACUCAACAAACUAACAAUGAUCUAGCUAGCACCCUGUUUUUUUCUUCUUUGGAACAGCUAGCUAGUAUGCAAUGUUUGAUCCUCUUUGUCAGAUUUCCUAGCUGUCAGAUUCCGGUGAAAAUGAAUUCACUGUGUGAAAUAGGACUGCAAAGUUCCACAGUCGCCGGCUCUGAUGCCGGCACAAUCGGUCAAGCCCUUAAGCCUUCCACCAUUGAGGAAGGACGAGUAGGGCCACUCAUAUGAUUUCCCCAGGACGUAUACUUCAAUCUUUCAGAUUUUUUGAGACGCAGAAGCAACUAACUUGAGUGUUGUCAUCUCGUCUGGAAGAGCAAUCAAGGAUGAGUUGUCAUCAUGAAAUAUCAACUUCUGUCAAAACCUUUCCUCUUCAGUGCACACUCCACAGGAGAAGAACUGAGCCAUGAAAACAUCAAAAAGAUCGAUGAACUGCGGUCCCCGACCAAAAUAAUCAUUGCAGAGAGAACGAUAACCUGAGACGUCACCCUGUCAGACGUGUCUUGAUGUCAAUUUUUGCCUUGCGUUUGUGAAUACUCAUUGAUGAACCAUCUGAAUCUCUUAUUCUUCAAAUCUGAUUAUCUGAACACAGUUACCCUUUGUAUUCCAUUUCUUCCAAGCGAUUUGGAACUGUGGACUAUAUUCAGAAUAAGGCAAUUUUCAAGAUGUCUGCCAACGUCCCCACACGCUGCUUCUCUGAAAGUGCAACCUGUACUGCAGAGCGUUUGUUAUUGAUCAGCUACAGAGAUCCAAGGCACUGACUCAUUCUGAGUUGGACUGGAUGUACUACUUAUCUAGUCUCAAAUACUUCAAAUCUGUACAGUACCUCUUUGUAUUUCUCUGCAUUCCUUAGCAGAGAUGUCUGUCAAGAUGUCUGUCAGUUAAACACAUUGCUUCUCUGAAUAUUCAACUUUUACAGAGAAUUUGUUUUCCAUUAGCUA